Messenger RNA from Vigna unguiculata (cowpea), 861 nucleotides. RefSeq lists its product as uncharacterized. NCBI's taxonomy places the organism in Eukaryota, Viridiplantae, Streptophyta, Magnoliopsida, Fabales, Fabaceae. The record is from RefSeq and is a predicted model, not a curated record.
AUGGUUGUGGUGGUUGACAGCAAAAGCACACCAGUGGGUCUUAUAGUGCGAUUUUCUGUACUUGACCCAACCAACUUCUUCAUGUGCAGUGGGCCACACUUCGAGAAAUUAAAACACACUUUAGGCCCCUCUAUUUGUGUAAUGGGCAUUUGCUCUGCUGCUAGAACACUCCUCACUCUAGAGGACCGUGUGAACUUGCAUGUUGGCACUGUUGUUGGUGGAUAUGGCGGUGGUGGAGGAAGUGGCGGCGGCGGCGGAGGAGGAAGUGCUGGGGUAGAGCACGGUGCUGGUGGCCACGGAGAAGGAGCUGGAGGAGGUGAAGGUGCCGGUGCUGGAUAUGGGGCUGCAGGUGGUGGACACGGUGGUGGUGGAGGAAACGGAGGCGGUGGUGGCGGUGGUGCUGAUGGAGGUGGAUAUGGAGGAGGGGCUGGUAAGGGUGGUGGUGAAGGAUAUGGUGGAGGUGGAGCAAAUGGGGGUGGUUAUGGUGGUGGAGGUGGAGGUGGAAGUGGAGGAGGAGGAGGAGGUGGUGCAGGGGGUGCUGGUGGUGGUUAUGGAGGCGGGGAAGGGAGUGGGGCUGGUGGUGGCUACGGUGGAGCGAAUGGUGGAGGAGGAGGUGGUGGAAGUGGCGGGGGUGGUGGAGGAGGUGCUGGCGGAGCAAGUGGAGGAGGAUAUGGUGGUGGUGAGGGAGCUGGACAAGGAGCUGGUGGAGGAUAUGGUGGUGGAGCAGCUGGUGGGGGUGGGGGUGGCUCUGGUGGUGGUGGCGGUGGAGGCUAUGGUGGUGGAGGUGCACGUGGGGGUGGAUAUGGAGGUGGUGGUGGGAGUGGCGAAGGUGGUGGCCACGGUGGUGGAUACUACCCCUAA